GGUGAACAGGCGUAGAGAUGAGAGGGGGAGUUGAGAGAGAUGCUUGUGGCGCGUGUGCAGCAGUGGUAGUACAGGCGGCAGUCAGCAGCCCAUCCUCCGGUCCAUCCACCCAGGUCUCUCCCGUGCGUUUCGCCCUUUUCUUUCCCACUCACUCUACAUUUCACCCGUUUGUGCUUUGUCUAGCCCGUGGACAUGUCUGCCAGACCGGGGUUUUACCGACAGGAGCUGAAUAAAACCGUGUGGGAGGUACCGGAACGCUACCAGAACCUAACGCCGGUGGGCUCCGGGGCGUACGGCUCUGUGUGUUCUGCUUAUGACGUGGUACUGCGUCAGAAGGUCGCAGUGAAGAAGUUGUCCAGACCUUUCCAGUCACUGAUCCACAGCCGGAGGUCGUACAGAGAGCUGAGGUUACUCAAGCACAUGAAACAUGAGAAUGUAAUAGGACUGUUGGAUGUCUUCACACCUGCUGCUGCUCUCGAGGAUUUUAAUGAGCUCUACCUGGUGACAAACCUGAUGGGUGCCGACCUCAACAACAUUGUGAAAUUUCAGAGACUGUCUGAUGAACAUGUACAGUUUUUAAUCUAUCAGCUCCUCCGAGGGCUUAAGUACAUUCACUCAGCAGGAUUAAUACACAGAGACCUAAAGCCCAGUAAUGUCGCGGUCAAUGAGGACUGUGAACUCAGAAUCCUUGACUUUGGCCUGGCCCGACAGACAGAUGAUGAGAUGACAGGGUAUGUGGCCACUCGCUGGUAUCGAGCGCCAGAGAUCAUGCUCAACUGGAUGCACUACAACCAAAAUGUUGACAUAUGGUCAGUGGGAUGCAUCAUGGGAGAGCUUAUAAAAGGAAAGGUCCUGUUUCCUGGUUCUGACUAUAUUGACCAGUUAAAACGGAUCAUGGAGGUGGUAGGGACACCGACGCCAGAUCUACUGCAAAAAAUCUGCUCUGAACAUGCACAGAAAUACAUCCAGUCUCUGCCCUACAUGCCCCCACAAGACUUGGAGAAGAUCUUCAGAGGCGCAAACCCACUAGCCGUAGACCUCUUAAAGCGCAUGCUGGUUUUGGACUGUGAUGGGCGGAUCUCAGCGAGUGAAGCGCUGGCCCACCCUUACUUCUCCCAGUACCAUGAUCCAGAGGACGAGCCCGAAGCCCCGCCUUAUGACCAAACUCUAGAGAGCAAAGACCGCACCCUAGAGGAAUGGAAAGAGUUGGUUUUUGAAGAGGUAAACAGUUUUAAAACUCCAGUCUGCAGCGGUGAUACUCUUCAGGCGGAGCAAUAAGCCUCUAAGAGCUAUGGACUCAAAUGAGAGGAAGACUGGACCAUGAGUGUUAUUAUGAACCUAUGACCAAGGCCAAGAAUAUGCCCUGCUCAGUACCGCCUUCUACAGGUUCAUCUGAGCAAAAUACUGGGACAAUCUCCAAUGUAUCAGAAAGCUGGACUUCAGGGAUGUCUGUGAGUGGAAGGAUUCAUACAAGGAUGCAACUUAAACUGUUUACACAAAAAAAAAAAAAUGAAAAAUGCACACUAGGAUUUCCAAAGUGACAGUACAUGUGGAUCAUCAACUACAAUGGCUUUAGAAUAUAUGCACAGCCAGCCAUAGCAUUGUAAGUAUAUAGGUGGACUGAAUGGAAAGAGCUGGGAGCAGUUGUACCAAUCAAUGCGUUUACCACAAGAAAAUUAACCUGUUUUUAUGGGCUGUAUAUUUAGGUAUUUACGUUUAGGGCUGCACAAUGUUGGUCAAAAAAAAAAAAAAAAUCUAAUUGCAAAUUUGUGGCAAGUUUUGCAAUUGCGAUUAAAUUUUCCAUGUAUGCUUAAAAAGUAGGGUUCUGCUCUGAGUGCACAUACAUACUGAGUGCACAAACAACUCCAGGAGCAUUAACAGAAAACUAAAAUACGACAAACUAAUCUUAUACUACUAAACAGAUACAAGAAUCACAUGAAUUUCAGAGGAUGUUUGUUGAAACCAAGAUUUGUCUUUGUUCUUUGGAGAGGACAUUCUAUUAUCAAAAUAACUGAAGUCGAAGUUGAUUAUGAUAUUGUGCAGCCCUAUUUACAAUGUUAUGCCUGAGUGUAUAUCAUGGCUUGCUGCUAUACCACACCAUUAUCACUAAAACGGCUUAGCAAUUAGCUACCAUACUCUACUGCAUGAACCAAGCUCAUAUUAACAAAAUAUAUGACUGUACGUCUGUCUGUGUGUACUGUUGCAAUAUUCUCAUUUUCUCUUAACUAACUUCACCCACAUAGUAACUGCAAUCCAAAUGUUUGUUUGCAACUGUUUUGGCUGUAAUGUCACAAGAUUAAUCAGUCCUAACAACAAAGAUUCUAACACUAUCUGUAAUUACUUUUUAUCAAAUAUUAUUCAUCAAAAAUUAUUCAACUGCACAUUUUUGGAUCUCACUCAUGAAAAAUAAGUUGUCAUUUGGAAACAGCUUCUUUUUUUUCAAAAUAUGUGUUCUCGCUGUACAAAAUUAACUUAGCGUGAACACAAAGUUCAAUUACACCAGACAGCCAAGAAGUUAAAUAUUUGUUAUGAACUUAACUCUGGUUAUUAAAACAAAUGACUACCUAAUGGAAAUGUAAUGCACUGCAGGUUCCAUGCAAAGGAGCAGAGAGUUCUUUAUGCCACUCAACAUUUAAUAUUUGCAGAGAAAAACUAUGUCAAAUGUAUGCAAGUUUAGUCUUUUCAUAUCACUAAAUGUUUAAGUAAUGUAUUUCAUUUCGGAUACAAUUCUUAAGACCUAAUGGCUGAUUACAGUAUUAUCUCUGAAAACUUUAAUUUGAUAUUUUGUGGAGAUUUGUAGUCUAGAAACAUUCAUUUCAACAACACAGGAAAAUAACAAACCAUUUACAAAACAGCUACCUAUGACCUAAAUCUGUUAUUCUUUUUUUGUCAGUGGUACAGUCUGAAGAUUCUCUUGUAGCCUUUACUCACUUAUAGUUUGUCUCAUUUUGAGGUGUCAAAGCUUGAGAUUUAUUUUGAAUGUUCGGUGUAAAAUGGGCAAUGUAAAUGGUGAAUGUGAAUAGUACCUGCAAACUGAAUGUAUACUAUAACUGUAUGUAUGUACUGUGUGUAUUUGAGUACUUGGAUAUGCAUGUACUUCUGCUGUAGCCACGACUACCUGAGAUGAAUGCCCGCCUUCAUCCAUCUACAAGUCUUGGCCUGAGAGAAAUAAAUUCAAAUCUUUUUAAUACCA
Molecule: messenger RNA, 3193 nt
Organism: Periophthalmus magnuspinnatus
Lineage: Eukaryota; Metazoa; Chordata; Actinopteri; Gobiiformes; Gobiidae
Gene: mapk11
Product: mitogen-activated protein kinase 11
Exons: 12
Coding region: 193-1278 (361 amino acids)
Biological process (GO): protein phosphorylation; intracellular signal transduction
Cellular component (GO): cytoplasm; nucleus
Molecular function (GO): ATP binding; MAP kinase activity
Source: RefSeq, a predicted model, not a curated record